Messenger RNA from Clonostachys rhizophaga, 906 nucleotides. NCBI's taxonomy places the organism in Eukaryota, Fungi, Ascomycota, Sordariomycetes, Hypocreales, Bionectriaceae. The record is from the annotation of a GenBank genome assembly.
AUGAGCACCAAAAGCGACAUUUUCAAAGGUCUUUCGGCGUUCCCGAUUACUCCUGCUGAUCCAGAUGGCACCGUAGACACUGGCGCCUUGGUUCAGAUUCUCGAGAGGUUAGAUAUACCCGGUAUCGACUCGAUUGGACUACUGGGGAGUACAGGAAAUUACCUCUACCUGACGAGGGAGCAACGCAGGCGGGCGAUUGACGCGGCCACACAAGCUCUGCGGGGGAGAAAACCACUCAUUGUCUCGGCUGGUGCACUCCGGACAGACGAUGCCCAGCGUCUAGCCAAGGACGCUGAAGAGGCUGGCGCCGAUGGCCUUUUGCUCGCGGCUAUCUCGUACAAUCCAUUGACCCAGGAGGAGGUUUACCAACACUUCGAGGCAGUCGCUGGUUCGACCUCACUGCCCAUCUGCAUCUACAACACUCCGAGCACGACACACUUCACCUUCAGCGAUGAGCUCCUCGCUCGCAUUGCAGCGUUACCAAACGUUGUUGCGCUUAAGCAGCCCUCUCCCACUGCCGAACCAAAAGAAGCACAUGAAGCGCUUCGCUCAAAGCUUCCCUCUGGCUUCCAUAUCGGCUACAGCGCGGACUGGCUGGUCGCCGAGCCAUUACUGGCCGGAGGCUCUGCGUGGUUCAGUGCGAUCGCGGGCGUGCUUCCCGCACCAUCGGUUGCUCUGAUGAACAGCAUUCGUAAAGGGGACCGCCCCGAAGUGAAACGCAUCUCGGCUGCCCUACAGCCAACCUGGGACCUGUUCCAAGAGUUUGGCGACCUCCGGGUCAUCUUCGCAUUUGCAAACGAGCUUGGCCUUUGCAAAACGGCACCCCCUCGGCCUAUUCUUCCUCUACCUGCUGCGCAACACGGUCGGAUUCGCUCGGCGCUAGCAAGCCUUGAAGAAUUCAAGUAA